AUGUAUGGGAAUAAUAAUUAUCAUGAUAAGCCGAGAAGGAUACCUUCAACAAUAACAACUGAUAAAAUCAAUUAUGUACAAAAAUCUCGAAAUGAAAGUGAAACUAUUAAAUGUGCGGAAAAGGUACACAGCGCAACGGAUCAUUCAAAUGUUUCAUUUUCAUUUUCAUCGUUUGGUUAUGCUGAACCUAUAGCGCAAAAUUUUACAAUUGAUACAUCACGCGCAAAAACAAACAAACAUAUUGUUUCUCUUUGCGCCACAGAAUUGGGUAUGCAAGAGUAUCCAGAAGGACGAGAAGAUGGUGAUACAUGUGAUAUUUAUUGGCAUAAUAGCAUACAACAUGAUAUACGAUCUAUUAUCAAAAAUCCUCAAUCUAAAAUUAAUAAAUUUCCAGGAAUGUCAGAUUUAUCUAAAAAAAUUUCUCUAACACGAGCAAUUUCCUCAAUGCGUCGAUUAUUUCCGGAUGAAUACGCGUUUUAUCCUUCAAGUUGGUUUAUUCCGGCACAACUUGAUGCAUUCAUGAAGUACUGCAAUAAAUGUGCAAAAUCGGAGGAUAAUUUAACAUCAUUCCAGAAUAACAACUGGUAUAUUGUUAAACCGGAUGAUGGAGCUCAAGGGACAGGAAUUUAUCUGAUUCAAAAACCGGAACAAAUACGGAAACCUAAAGCAUGUCAACUUAUUCAGGAAUAUAUUGUAGAUCCUUACCUGUUGAGCGACAAUCUGAAAUUUGAUUUUCGUGUGUAUGCUGUUAUUAAAAGUAUCAAUCCAUUGUCAAUUUAUGUUGCUCGUGAAGGUAUGGCACGAUUUUGUACAGAAGAAUAUGCCAUGCCAACAUCAUCAAAUUUUGGCAAUUUAUAUGCUCAUUUGACGAAUUAUUCAUUAAAUAAGGAGAAUAAUGCUUACAUUCAUAGUUUAUCAUUGCGAGAUCAGAUCAGAGGAAGUAAACGAUUACUAUCAACUGUUUUUCAUCAAAUGGAAGUAAAAGGUGUUAAAAAGCAACAAUUAUGGCAUGAUAUUAAAAUAAUAAUUGUUAAAACGGUAAUUGCAAUGCUACCUGAAAUUAUUCUCAAUUAUGAACAUUAUUUUUAUGAUACAAUAGGUCCGGAAUGUUUUCAGAUAAUAGGUUUUGAUAUAUUAAUUACAAAAAAUUUAAUACCAGUAUUGCUUGAAGUAAAUUCAGCACCAAGUUUAACAAUUGAACAUGAUAUUUUAAAUCCAUUUGAUAAUAAUAAGGAAAAUAUUGGUCCGUUACGGGUACGUUCUAUUGUGGAUGAAGUGAUUAAAAUUCCGCUGGUAAGAGAUACAAUUCUUUUAGUUCUCAAUUUAAUCGACAAUGUUUAUCCGAAUCAUUCGUUAGCUAAUUCAACAAAUUCAAAUAAUAACUCAUCUCGGAGAGCAAUGGAUGAUAUGAAACUUGCAGCAAAACGAAAAUGUCAUCUAAUAGAGAUUUUUCCAUGUCGCUAUGGUCAAAGCAAUGGACAUUUGCUAUUUUUAGACAAAGCUGUAUAUUUAUUUAUGCAAUUUGUAAAUUUAAAACAGACAACGGUUUUGAUGAUUUCUGGUGCUCGAAUUUUUUUAAAAAAAUGCAGUUUACUAGAUGUAAUAACAGUGAAGGAAAUGGAAUUAAAAUUUAUGGAAAUUUACAAAUAUUUUACAAUAAAUGAAUAUAUUCCACAUGUUUCCGGUUUAUCAUUUCAUGGCUUUCUCUAUCUAUUUUAUUACAUUGCUCAAUUGAAAUUUCCAUUUUUCCUAUAUCUGUCAGAACAAGUGCAUCAUUUACUUGAAUAUUGUGACUCAUCUCUGAGAAGUAAUGGCGUAAGAUCGGCACGAUUGCGACGUGUUCAAAUCAAUCAUGAAAACUGUCGAAAUGUUGAAAUUUACUUGCUACCAUCACGAAUACAUACAAAACGAAUAAGUCGUCCUCAAACACGCUUAAAACCAACCGAAUCAAUGAUAAAACUUCAAUCACGAUAUGGUCGAUCACUUCCACGUACGUUAAAUGGGAUUAAUCCAAAAGAAACAUCCGCAAAUUUUUUUACUGUAAAUCAUAAUAGUAGGAAAAAAGAUGAUUUCGUAUUACCACGAAUACAGCAACCAUUUCGCUUUUAA
Molecule: messenger RNA, 2109 nt
Organism: Brugia pahangi
Lineage: Eukaryota; Metazoa; Nematoda; Chromadorea; Rhabditida; Onchocercidae
Source: the annotation of a GenBank genome assembly